CUUUACCCCCUAAAUGUCUAAACUCCAACCUGAAACCUCUCCAUCGCGUGAUGAGACGGUGCUUGCUCUUGCGACAGAAAACCUAAACAUAGAAGAGCUCUCCCACUCGGAGGACGAAGGUGCCGUGGACGAAGAUGACCUUAACCCAGAAGACGAGCCUUUGCCGAUUGAAUACCCAGGAACCGUAAUCCCGGACAAUAAUCCCGAAUCGAUUGAGGCCGACACGGACCUCACGGCUGAUAUGGACCCGGGCACUGACUACAUCAGUCUCAUCCAGUUGAAGAUCCUGUCCAUCGAGGACCUCCACCUACAGAGAUUCCCUAAACUCGAGGCGUUGUGUCUCCGCCAGAACUUGAUCACCUCGAUUAAUGCAUUGAAACACGUCAGCCGCGAAACGUUAAUGGAAUUGGACUUGUAUGAUAACAGGAUUGACCACGUUUCCAAGCACACCAACGAGCUUGUGAACCUCACCACCCUCGACUUUUCCUUCAACAAGAUCAAGAAUAUAAAGAACGUCGACCGGUUGGUGAAAUUGGUGCACUUGUACUUUGUGCAGAACAAGAUCUCCGAAAUUAAAAACCUUUCCACGUUGACCAACUUGCGGAACUUGGAGUUGGGAGGUAACAGGAUCUCCAAGAUCGAGAAUUUAGACACCCUAGUGAACUUGGAACAGUUAUGGCUCGCAAAGAACCGCAUCACCACAAUGGAAAACAUGUCCAGCUUGCAAAACUUGAGGAUAUUAUCGAUCCAGUCGAACCGGAUCACCCAGAUUUCCGGCUUGGAGGGUUUAACCAACUUGGAGGAGCUUUACAUUUCGCACAACAAACUCGAGCGGAUUGAGGGUUUGGAGCACAACCUCAAGUUGACCACGUUGGAUGUGACCGGUAACAAGAUUGCCAAGUUGGAAAAUUUGUCGCACUUGACCGAGUUAACCGACUUGUGGGCUUCGUAUAACGAAAUCGACUCGUUUGAGAAUAUCGGUAGGGAGUUGGGGAAGUUGCCAAACUUGGAAACGGUAUACUUUGAAGGGAACCCGGUGCAGAAGGAAAACCCUGUAGCCUAUACGCGCAAGGUGAAGUUGUACUUGGGACCAAGUUUAACCAAGAUCGAUGCCAACUAUAUUAAGUAGACUUUGUGCUGAAAAAAAAAAAUGAUGCGUUUUAAAUAUUGUGACGGAGUAAAAGGGUAUGUGUUUACGUAAAACCGCUGUCUAGCAUGAUUGCCGUCCUACAAUCGUCUAAAGUGGCAUCCCGUUGUUUCUUGGGACUCUGAGCUGUAGUAAUGUGUGGGUCUGGGUAAAUAUGUUUGCAUAAAUAGGUUUGAAGCU
Messenger RNA from Babjeviella inositovora NRRL Y-12698, 1327 nucleotides. It is a transcript of the gene SDS22, whose product is annotated as type 1 protein phosphatase-activating protein. Bases 14 to 1129 code for a protein of 371 amino acids. The record is from RefSeq and is a predicted model, not a curated record. NCBI's taxonomy places the organism in Eukaryota, Fungi, Ascomycota, Pichiomycetes, Serinales. The transcript has a single exon. Gene Ontology annotation, molecular function: protein binding.